CGGAAUCUCUCUCCGGUGGCGGGGAAUGAGGGCGGAGUCACGAGCCGGGCGGCCAAACUUCUUCCUCUCUCCGGGGCUAGCGUUUCAGCCGGUGGUUCAUUUCCGGUGGGGGUGCCGCGCCCAGUGAGGGCCCGGAAGUGGGUCGCGCGAAGACCGCUGGGCGGUUCUUGCCGGAAGUGGAGAGCGGCUGAUCGCAGUCCGGAGGUGAGGCGGAACUCUUAAGCAGGUGGAACAUUAUGGCUGACAUGCAAAAUCUUGUAGAAAGAUUGGAGAGAGCAGUGGGCCGCCUGGAGGCAGUGUCAUCACAUACCUCUGACAUGCACUGUGGAUAUGGAGACAGUCCUGCAAAAGGAGCAGUUCCGUAUGUGCAGGCAUUUGACUCACUGCUCGCCAAUCCCGUGGCAGAGUACUUGAAGAUGAGUAAGGAGAUUGGGGGAGACGUACAGAAACAUGCGGAGAUGGUCCACACAGGCCUGAAGUUGGAGCGAGCUCUCCUGGUUACAGCUUCUCAGUGCCAGCAGCCAGCCGGUAAUAAGCUCUCUGAUUUGUUGGCACCCAUCUCAGAGCAGAUCCAAGAAGUUAUAACCUUCCGGGAGAAGAACCGAGGCAGCAAGUUCUUCAAUCAUUUGUCAGCUGUCAGUGAAAGCAUCCAGGCCCUGGGCUGGGUGGCUAUGGCUACAAAACCCGGCCCCUUUGUGAAAGAGAUGACUGAUGCUGCCAUGUUUUACACAAACCGAGUGCUGAAGGAGUACAAAGAUGUGGAUAAGAAGCAUGUGGACUGGGUCAAAGCUUACUUGAGUAUCUGGACAGAACUGCAGGCUUAUAUCAAGGAGUUCCACACCACUAGCCUGGCCUGGAGCAAGACGGGGCCUGUGGCGAAAGAACUGAGUGGACUGCCGUCCGGACCCUCUGUGGGAUCAGGCCCGCCUCCCCCUCCACCGGGGCCACCCCCUCCCCCAGUCCCUACUAGUUCCGGCUCCGACGACUCUGCUUCCCGCUCAGCACUGUUUGCACAGAUUAAUCAGGGGGAGAGCAUCACACAUGCCCUGAAACAUGUAUCUGAUGACAUGAAGACUCACAAGAACCCUGCCCUGAAAGCUCAGAGUGGUCCAGUUCGGAGUGGCCCCAAACCAUUCUCUGCACCUAAACCCCAAACCAGCCCCUCCCCCAAACCAGCCACAAAGAAGGAGCCACCUCUGCUAGAACUGGAAGGCAAGAAGUGGAGAGUGGAAAACCAGGAGAAUGUUUCCAACCUGGUGAUUGAGGACACUGAGCUGAAGCAGGUGGCUUACAUCUACAAGUGUGUCAACACGACUUUGCAAAUCAAGGGCAAGAUUAACUCCAUUACAGUAGAUAACUGUAAGAAGCUUGGCCUGGUGUUUGAUGACGUGGUAGGCAUUGUGGAGAUAAUCAAUAGUAGGGAUGUCAAAGUUCAGGUGAUGGGAAAAGUGCCAACCAUUUCCAUUAACAAAACAGACGGCUGCCAUGCUUACCUGAGCAAGAACUCCCUGGACUGUGAGAUAGUCAGUGCCAAGUCUUCUGAGAUGAACGUCCUCAUUCCUACAGAAGGCGGGGAUUUUAACGAGUUUCCAGUCCCUGAGCAGUUCAAGACCUUGUGGAAUGGGCAGAAGUUGGUCACCACAGUGACGGAAAUCGCUGGAUAAGCGAAUGCCAGUGGGUCCUGUGCCCUCUCCCUUCACACCAUGGGAUACAUCUUUAUGGAGACAGUUCUUUUCUAGAUUUCCUCUACCUUUCUGCUCUUAAACUGCUUCUCUGCUCUGAGAAGCCCAGCUACCUGCCUUCACUGAAUAUACCUCAGGCUGAGAUUGGGGCGGGACGCAGGUCAGUGGAUCUUCGGCGGGAAGCGCAGCUGCACCACAGUCCGUGCUUAAGCGCUACAGGCCCAGACUGGGGCACUGAAGCUUUCAGCUUUGGGGGUCAUUCUACCAACAAACAGUCCUUGGGGUGGGGGGAAAGUCCUGGAAACAAACAGAUCAGAAUGCAUACUAAUCUAACAGUGAGCAUGGAGGUAGCAGGAGCCAGUGUGAUUCCAUAAGGUCCUAUCCAACCUAAUUUUCAUUGUUGAGAAGUGAGGUCAGGGUUGCACUGGACCAAAGGCCAAGGCUUGCCACUCAGUAUUCCAAGCAGACUUGUUUCCUAAAAGCAUUCCUUCAUUCUGCAUUCCACCCUGGGCCAGCCUCAACCACAGAGUAGCAGGCUUCCCCUUUUUGAGAAAAAGUCUCAAACCUUCCCCCAUCCCCCAGGAUGACUACCUUGGUUCCCAUGGGGACAAAUUCCAAGGAGUCUGGCGUUCCACUUCCCUGCCAGAUGCCUGUCAUCGCCUCCACUCCUCCUCCUGCCUGUCAUGCUCAGCAGCUUAGGGCCUUAUUGUAGGCAUCUGAGCAGGACUAAGACCUCCACUGCAGGCUGUUUAGGUCUUGAUUCACAUACGACUCUUGCACAGCAUUGCUAUCAUAAAUCCCAGCUCUCCCUCUAGGACACACUGACCAAAAUAUGCAACGUUUUUUUUUGUUUUGUUUUGUUUUUGGUGGGAAGAGAGAUUGUCCUGUGACUUCUGCCCAUUUCCUGAGGCCUGUGGAAAUAAACCUUUAUGUACUUAAAGUUAUACAGAAAAUAGAAUAAAGUUAAUACCAAACUUG
Molecule: messenger RNA, 2660 nt
Organism: Peromyscus eremicus (cactus mouse)
Lineage: Eukaryota; Metazoa; Chordata; Mammalia; Rodentia; Cricetidae
Gene: Cap1
Product: cyclase associated actin cytoskeleton regulatory protein 1
Exons: 13
Coding region: 237-1664 (475 amino acids)
Biological process (GO): cytoskeleton organization; cell morphogenesis; regulation of adenylate cyclase activity
Cellular component (GO): cytoplasm
Molecular function (GO): actin binding; adenylate cyclase binding
Source: RefSeq, a predicted model, not a curated record